Labrus bergylta (ballan wrasse) is the source of this 1637-nucleotide messenger RNA. The record is from RefSeq and is a predicted model, not a curated record. NCBI's taxonomy places the organism in Eukaryota, Metazoa, Chordata, Actinopteri, Labriformes, Labridae.
GUUUUCGUCGGGCGGUGUGAUUGGUGCAGCCAGUCCCAAUGUCUGCCCCACCGCGAUACUGUUUCCCCCCCCUCCUCCCCUCCUGUGAGCAACACUGGGGCUAGCUGAACUCUUGUCGUCCCCGGGUUAAGGUCCCUGCUGAAGUAUCUACCUAACAUAAUUGUGCCCUGGAUCUGGAAGGCUGUGUUUGAGAGAGGUUAAUAAUGUCUGAACUGUUUAUGGAGUGUGUGGAGGAGGAGCUGGAGCCUUGGCAGAAACAAGUCCCUGAUGUCCAAUUGAUAGAGGAUGAUGAUGACGACGAUGAUGAACCCAUCUUUGUUGGAGUGCUUUCUAAUAACCAAAAGGAGGGUAAGCCUAACCCUCCACCUCCUCAGAGAAGCAAUGCUGUGAAACCCGAAACAAAGCGUCCUGCUCCUCAGCCGGCUGUAGGCUCCUCACCCAUAAUGCUGCCUUUGAAUGUGGCUGGAAAUGCAGUGAACACAGCAGCACCAAAUGUGACGACAGUGACUCCCCAGCCUGUUAUUGUCAACAACCAGGGCUUUAUUGUCGCAUCUCCAAAUUUGGCAAACAGAGAUUUUCUCGCCUCUCUUGGGAACCAGUAUCCUCCUGGGACUUCAUUUACAUUCGUUUCAGCUGGUCAGCAGCAGCUCUUUCAGCAGGUCGCUCCAGGGACAGUAAUACCUGCUGCUGUCCACAGACCUCAGGUGCAACAAAUCAGCAACAACAUAGUGACGCUGGCUAACGUCCGAAGCCCCACUGUGUACUCAACGCAAGCUACUCCACUGCAACUCAACCUCUCCAACUCACAACAUCCCCAGACCUUCGCUGUACCUGUACAGACCAAUAACAAUAACAGAGAUCAAAAAUUAGUUAAGCGAGGAAUGCCACCGCAACAAACAGACAACGCAGCAAAAAGACUCAAGGUCGAUUUUGGGCCGACAAACGCUGCGGUCCCAGUGGAAAAUGGGGUCGAUAAGAAAAAGUGCCCCAAGUGUGAAGAGGAUUUUCUCACACUUGAGGCACUGAGAAAUCACAUGACGUUCUUUCAGGGCAGCUGUGCAAAUGUUCACAGCACAGCUACAGACAAUAGUUCCAACAAGCGCAUCAUGCUCGUCUCAGAUUUCUAUUACGGCCGCUUCGAGGGGGACAGGAACAAGAAGGAUACGACAACUAGGUCCAACAACACGUUCAAGUGCCAGAGCUGCUUGAAAGUUCUUAAGAACAAUAUCAGGUUCAUGAACCAUAUGAAGCACCACCUGGAGCUGGAGAAGCAGAACAGUGAGAGCUGGGAAAGCCACACAACCUGCCAGCAUUGCUACCGGAAAUACGGGACUCCAUUCCAGCUGCAGUGCCACAUCGAGGCCGCACACAGUUCCAUUGAAUCCUCAACCAAUUGCAAGAUUUGUGAGCUGGCGUUUGAAUCAGAGCAGGUUCUCCUGGAACACAUGAAGGACAACCACAAGCCCGGGGAAAUGCCCUACAUGUGCCAGGUCUGCAAUUACAGGUCCUCUUUCUUCUCCGAUGUGGAGACACAUUUCCGAAGCGUCCAUGAAAACGCCAAAGACCUGCUCUGUCCGUUCUGUCUCAAAGUUCUGAAAAGUGGUCAUGUGUACAUGCAGCACUACAUGAAACAUCAG